AUGGAUGUAUAUAAAUCUGAAAUCGCCACGGGGAAUUGCAGUAUCACUAUGCCUCUCUUCGGAAACCGCUGGACCACUCUCAAAGUAAUUGCUUUCUUCGCCUUCGCGCUCAUCGUCUACCAGACCCCGCAGCCUAGCUGGUGGGCCCACGAGGUACACCACUGGUUCCCCAAGUGGAUCAACUAUAUUCUCGACGCAAUCGUGUACCUUGUUGUUGUUGGCCUCGUUUUCGUCAGUCUCGAGAAUGCGGAGGACAGUCGAGUGAGUUUAGCCUGA
Messenger RNA from Wickerhamiella sorbophila, 276 nucleotides. RefSeq lists its product as hypothetical. Bases 1 to 276 code for a protein of 91 amino acids. The record is from RefSeq and is a predicted model, not a curated record. The transcript has a single exon. Lineage: Eukaryota; Fungi; Ascomycota; Dipodascomycetes; Dipodascales; Trichomonascaceae.